This is a messenger RNA of Chara braunii, 1207 nucleotides long. The record is from the annotation of a GenBank genome assembly. Lineage: Eukaryota; Viridiplantae; Streptophyta; Charophyceae; Charales; Characeae.
AAAGGAGGAACGAAGAGCUGGAGGCCGAGAGGGCAGAGCUUGCACAAAAGGUCCAACACCUGCACAGUGAGGUGAAAAAACUCGUUGCACAGAAGACAGUACUCGUGGAAAAGCUUGAAACAUCCACGAAAAAGAUUCGGGAGCUGGAGCUAGAGAGAGUAGCCCUCAUCAAAGAUUUCAACGAAAGAAUCAGUGAAAUGAAACUCCGACUGAAAAAUGAAGUUGCGGCGCGUGCAACGCGAGUGUAUUCUCUGGCGGAGCUGAAGGAGGCUACAAACGACUUCAACAUGACUCUGGGAAGUGGUGAUGCAGAUUACAACGAGUCUGUUUACUCUGGAAAACUCCACGAUGGUACGCCUAUUAUGGUGAAGAAGGUGAGGGUUACAAGCACAUGUCGAGGAACUGAUCAUGUGGACUUCAAGGACAAGGUGGUGGACAGGUUGAGAAUGUUGCAGCAUCCCAAUUUGUUGAGGCUGUUGGGAGUUUGUUAUGAAGAGAAUUGUUUGGUGUACGAGGACGUGGCAAACGGAAGUCUGAAGCAGUGGAUUUCAGGUGGGGACAAUCACAGGAGAGGAUUUCUCCCAUGGUACGUGCGCCUUCGUGCGAUGGCAGAAGUCGCUCGGGCAGUAUCCUUCCUCCAUGAUAGUGACUCUGACCAGCUGGACAGUGGUGGUCCCAUCAUCCACGGCGCCAUCAAACCAGCAAACAUACUUCUCGAUCACAACUUUGUGGCCAAGAUUUGUGGUGUUGAUCGSGCUCUCCUUGUGUCCCARCAGCCCUGCGGAGGGCAGGCCUCCGAAGGUUCUUUUCGCGCUUUCCUUGGAAGCAACUCUGAAUACAUGGCACCCGAAUAUUUGCGGUCUAGGGUUUGCAGCGAGAAGACAGACAUCUACGCGCUGGGUGUGACUCUUUUGGAAGUUCUMACUGGGAAAUUCUGGAAUGCAGYGGGAAUCAUCGAAGAUGCGAUGGGAGGAGGUGGUGCAGCRYUUGAAAAUGCUCUUGAUCCCAAUGCAGGCUGUUGGGAUGUCGGUCUGGCUCGGGAGGUGGCAGGCUUGGGGCUGCGCUGCACGAGCCUGGACAAGCGGAAUCGACCGGACAUGAUGACAGCCGAUGUUGGUAUCGUAGUUACAUUGGACAGAAUUGCGGGAAAAGUGGAGCUCGCUGCAGCAGCUGAAGGUGGAUAAAGAAAUCAAUGGGGCCACGCAGA